Xenopus laevis (African clawed frog) is the source of this 2233-nucleotide messenger RNA. RefSeq names its product opioid receptor, mu 1 S homeolog (gene oprm1.S). NCBI's taxonomy places the organism in Eukaryota, Metazoa, Chordata, Amphibia, Anura, Pipidae. Gene Ontology annotation, molecular function: morphine receptor activity; G protein-coupled opioid receptor activity; peptide binding. The record is from RefSeq and is a predicted model, not a curated record. The transcript is spliced from 3 exons. Gene Ontology annotation, biological process: neuropeptide signaling pathway; cellular response to morphine; signal transduction. The coding region runs from base 580 to 1749 and encodes 389 amino acids. Gene Ontology annotation, cellular component: endosome; plasma membrane; perikaryon.
UGAGUGUGUACUAGUGUGUGUGUGUGUUGGUGUGUGAGUGUUACUAGUGUUCUGUGUGUGCUAGUGUGUGAGUGUGAUAGCUUGUAUUGUGCUGAUGGAGUGUGCAUUUGCUAGAAGUACAUUGGUAGACAGUGUGUAUGGUCAUUCAAUGAACUGUUUGCUGUCCUAGUUAAGCCUAUCAAGCCCAUAGUUAUGAUGUACCCUGGGCCAGUGCUAAUCAUUUAGCGCCUGGCGACGGCGCAUAGUCUGCAGGGGCUGUUGGUUUGUCGGAUAGAAGAGGAGGGGUGUAUAUAAUAAGUGGACGCAGAGGGGACUUUGAAGUGUAGGGUCUGUGCCUGGAAGAGAAGACGCACGCUCGGCUCUCGCGCUGUUGGGGACACUAAUUGCUUGUUGCGGCUUCACAGCCCCUCGCAGCUGCCUCAGAGCUUUCUGUCAGUGAGUCUGUCAGUGAGUCUGUCAGUCAGUGAGUAACAAGAGAGGGGGGAGCGCGGGAGGAGGAGGAGAACCCGUAUCCUCUACAUCCAGAGCUCACAUCCCAGCGCCUAUUAGCACCAAACUAGCAUUCCGGCUAAACUCAAAAUGGACGCUACCCCGACCACUUCCUUUCGCUCUGCCGACAGCCUGCUCAACAGCUCCAUCAGCGGCUGGGGUGACAAUGGCUCCCUGAUCCCCGUGAGGUGUCCCGCUGACGGCGUGGGGAACUGGAGCGGAAUGGACGCCGACAACCAGUCGUACCUGUGCGACCGCUCGGACACUUUCCCCCAGGACAACGAUUCCAUCUUCAUAGCCAUCAUCAUAGCCGCUCUCUACUCCAUGAUCUGCGUGAUGGGACUCUUUGGCAACGUCCUGGUCAUGUAUGUCAUUGUCAGGUACACAAAAAUGAAGACGGCAACCAACAUCUACAUUUUUAAUCUUGCUCUAGCCGAUGCCCUUGCAACAAGUACUCUCCCUUUCCAAAGUGUUAACUAUUUGAUGGGAACAUGGCCAUUUGGCAAUAUUGUGUGCAAAAUAGUUAUAUCCAUAGACUAUUAUAACAUGUUUACAAGCAUUUUUACAUUGACCACAAUGAGCGUUGAUCGCUACAUCGCUGUCUGCCAUCCUGUGAAAGCGCUAGACUUCAGAACACCAAGAAAUGCCAAAAUUGUAAAUGUCUGCAACUGGAUACUUUCUUCUGCUAUUGGUCUGCCUGUGAUGUUCAUGGCUACUACAAAAUCUGAAAGAGGUUCUACCGACUGUGCUCUUCUCUUUCCACACCCAUCAUGGUAUUGGGACAACCUGUUGAAAAUCUGUGUUUUCAUUUUCGCUUUUAUAAUGCCAGUCCUAAUCAUUACAGUUUGCUAUGGCAUGAUGAUUCUGCGGCUCAAAAGUGUCCGAAUGCUAUCUGGCUCCAAAGAAAAGGAUAGAAAUCUGAGAAGAAUCACCAGGAUGGUCCUUGUCGUGGUGGCAGUGUUUAUUGUCUGCUGGACUCCCAUCCACAUUUAUGUCAUUAUAAAAGCAUUGAUCAAUAUCCCUCCUUCUCUUUUUCAGACUGUCACCUGGCAUGUUUGCAUUGCAUUAGGCUACACAAACAGCUGCUUAAAUCCUGUACUUUAUGCUUUUCUCGAUGAAAACUUUAAGCGGUGCUUCAGAGAAUUUUGCAUUCCAACAUCAUCGACCAUUGAGCAGCAGAACUCCACUCGCAUGCGGCACAAUACCCGUGAUCGUGCCUCCACUGCCAAUACCGUGGACAGGACUAAUCAUCAGGUAUGACUAGCAGUGGAAAUGUCCUCUCUGGAUUCAAGAGUUGACAUGACUUCAGAAGUUACACAGAUAACCACAGGCCUUUAAUAUAUCAUCAUAUAUAUCAUAGAUCAAUGGAGCAUCAUUGUUCUCAGCUUGAUACUUUCCAGGCACUCAAAAAGAGAAAUGCAAUGGUCUCGAGUAACUAGAGUUCCUAAUAAAGAGAGGCCUAAAAUGUGCCCUUGAUCUUUCAGAAGGUCAUUAUUGUAUAAAUGUAAAUCAACAAAUUAUACGAAAAGCCAUAUGGCAGUGUACAUAAAUACUGUACAGGUAAUUCUCAACAUAAUUAUGUUUUGGGUUGUGUGCUAAAACAGUUCUUAUGUAUAUUUAACGUAUGUAUAGAUGCCUGUGUUACAUAGUGAUAAAUGUUUAUUUAAAUAUUCAAAAGGGGGUGCACAGGCUUGUAUCUUUACCAUGCCAAACUUUUAUCAAUGAUUGUAUAUUUGUUUCUGCA